This is a messenger RNA of Rotaria sp. Silwood1, 651 nucleotides long. The record is from the annotation of a GenBank genome assembly. Lineage: Eukaryota; Metazoa; Rotifera; Eurotatoria; Philodinida; Philodinidae.
AUGCCUAAUCGAAGUUUAUUAUCAUUUAAUAAUCAAGACUUAAAUGGAAAUGUAAGAAGAUUAUCAAAAAAAUUUGAAAAUCUUAGUGAAUUAAGAAUAGAAUCUUAUGAACGAUUAUCUUCUCCAAAAUCUCAAUUAUUUACUUCAACUCAUAAAUCAUUAAUAACAGAUGAAAAAUUUGAAAAUCAAAAUAAACAAAAAAAGAAUUAUAUUUUAAAUAAAUGUUCAGAUACAAUAUCACUUUAUAAUACUAAUUUACAUAAAGAUCGAUCAAAUUAUUUAUUAAAUAAAAAUUCAAUAUCAAUCAUUGAUAGUUUCUUAAAUUUAAUAUCAAAUAAAAUGUUUAUAAGAAUUUUUAAACAAAUACUUGUUGGUAGUUCCAUUGGUAUUCUAAAUGGAUCUCUGAUUGGACAAAAAAAUCUUACAAUUAAAUUUAUCGGUUUAUUAACAACAACUAUUUUUAUUAGUGAACAUAUUCUUCAUUUUGUACAAUGGACUUCAUUUAAUAUUGGUAAACUUGAAUAUGAUAAACCAAAAAUGUCUUAUUCAAAUUCAUGUGGAAUAAUAAAAAAUAUCGAUAAUUUCUUUAUUGAUAAUAUGCCAACGAUUGUUUCAUUUCUUUUUUGCUUUUGUACUUCAAUUAUUAAUUAA